AUGCGAAGCAAGACCAGCAGCUACUCAGGCUUUAAACCUCAGCUGCUACUUACGGUGUAUUUGGUUGCUGCGUUUACGUGUGCAGCGCUCCCUGCGCUAUGGCUGCUGAGAAGGCCGCUUGGAACUGACAUUGUUGAGGAGCCGCCUGAACGGUUGCCGGUCAGUCGCCUCUUUGCAGUUGUGGUACCGUUGGGCAGUUCCGCUGACCUGGUCACGUUGCGGGCCAACUUUCGCUAUUGGCGACCGAACACAGGCGCGAGUGGUGCUGCGCCUUGCUUGUUCUCAAAGGACUCGGAACGCAGCGGCAAAGCAAACCUGGAAGACCGACCGGACUUGGUUGUGCUCACGAGUCGGGCAUUGAACGUUACGGAUCGUACACGAAUAGUCAAUGAAUUUGAAAGAAACGCUUAUUGUCGGAACUGCUUCCGGUCGAUACGCUUUCUUGACUGCGGCCUCAAACCAGAGCACGAUGUGUACAACAUGACCAAAUCUGGUACGAUUUCCAGCAGAUUUAACGGGCCGCUGUUGACAUUUGUCUGCAGUAUCGGUCACAACCAAAUCUGGAACAAUUACCAUGCGAUCUUUCUGAUGGAGCUGGAUGCAGUGCCUAUCCAAAACAACUGGCUCUCUGAGGUUGAAAUCGAAGCUCGUAACCUGGCCCGAGAGCAACUGCUCGCUGUUCAGAGCGGCUGCUCGCUGACCGAAGACAAAUCCCGCGGCAGCUGGCGAAACGGAUCACCAGCCUUGUAUCGUGUCGGAUUCGACGCACAGCGUUUCUUUUUACAGUGCUUCAAACAUUUUUGGUGCAUCCCCACGUUAGAGGAGUCUUGCGGGUUUCCAUGGGAUUCGUAUAUCCACUCGUGCAGGCUACAAACACCGGAGUCCAUGUCUCUAUUCGGCGUUUCCUGUCGCUUCAUCCACGUGGGUAGCCUCUGGCACAUGAGACGCGCCUCUAAGAGCAUCUGGACGACCGCUUCGUCUGAGGCGCUUCGCAGCGCCGUAUUCAUCCACUCGGGAAGGGUCAUUCGUGAGAUCGACGAGACGGUCACUGCGCUGGAGCAGAAAAUUCGCGAAGCCGAUGCUUCAGGGGUUCCAAGUGAAGAGAACUAA
This is a messenger RNA of Cyanidioschyzon merolae strain 10D, 1110 nucleotides long. RefSeq lists its product as hypothetical. NCBI's taxonomy places the organism in Eukaryota, Rhodophyta, Bangiophyceae, Cyanidiales, Cyanidiaceae. Bases 1 to 1110 code for a protein of 369 amino acids. The record is from RefSeq and is a predicted model, not a curated record. The transcript has a single exon.